Rhopalosiphum maidis (corn leaf aphid) is the source of this 2561-nucleotide messenger RNA. It is a transcript of the gene Cow, whose product is annotated as proteoglycan Cow. The coding region runs from base 421 to 1998 and encodes 525 amino acids. The transcript has 11 exons. The record is from RefSeq and is a predicted model, not a curated record. Gene Ontology annotation, molecular function: protein binding; calcium ion binding. Gene Ontology annotation, biological process: establishment of protein localization to extracellular region. NCBI's taxonomy places the organism in Eukaryota, Metazoa, Arthropoda, Insecta, Hemiptera, Aphididae.
AAUAUUAUUUCGUAUUUUCCUCGACCUCGCGCGUUCGUCGCCGCCGCUGCAGUCGAUCGCCCCGCGCCGCACGUAUCACAGUGUGUUUCACCAGUUGCCCUGCCGCCGAGUGUAAAAGUUCGGACAGUCACGUUUUUUUAAAUUUUCCCAAAACAAUUUGAAUUUUAUUUUUAUGGUCGUUCGACCGUCGUUUUUGUCGCCGGACGCGUGUAAAUGUGAGGGGGGAAAGAGUAAAUAAAUCAAAAAAUAGAAAGCGCUUCGUUUAUUCAGGCGAUACCUAUCAGAUUGCUUGCCCGGGCGUUCAUUUUUUUAUUUUAUUUUGUUUUUCUGUCCGCGAUUUACGGUAAAUAACUUGCGCGCCCGUUCACGAAACCGGCGAUCGAAUAUUAUCAUUGCUGUCGUUAACCAACGACGACGACUAUGAACAAGUGGUGGUUAACUACCGGCACGGCUGUGUUGCUGCUGCUCGUCGUUUGCGCAGCGGACGCAAAAAAAAAGUGGAAAGCCGACGAAGAUUUUGCAUUCGAAGAGGAAAACUCAAAGCCUGCAAAUGAUAUCGGAAAGUUUGGAGAAAAAAAGAGAUGGAUUCAUGAUCCGAAUAGUGACCUUUGCACACCUCUGCGUUGCAAAAAAAAAGAACUCUGUCUUCUUGAAGAUGCAUAUACAGCAGUAUGUGUGAGCAAAAAAGAAAUUCACAAGAAUGGCGAUGUGAUCAUAAGCCGAGAGAAAUUUAUGGCUGAAGAAGCAGCUCGAAAAAAAGCUCUCGAAGAGGCUUUAGCUGAAGACGAGGAUGAUGAAGACGAUAGUGAUGAUAUCGAAGAAGAUGAGGAAGAUGACGAUGAUAUAUUUUAUGAUAGUGUUAUUAGCAGUUCGUUGUCUACAAACAAAUGCAACCCAUGUCCUGUAAUGAAACCCACAUUCCUAUGUGGUUCUGAUAAUCGCACAUAUAGUUCACUAUGUCGUCUAGAUUAUCAUAAUUGUCUUCAUACUACAAACAUUAAAGUAAACUGCAAGGGAUUUUGUCCGUGUAAAGAACAAGAAGAUGUUGAACGUAAAAAACAAAAACAAGCUGAACGUAUGACAAACUUUAUGAACAAAUACAAAGCUACACUUGAAAGUGAGAAAUUGAAACAGAGUACUGUUGCUCCAGUAUCCAAGUAUGAAGAAAAGUAUAUUUUUGCACCAGAAGAUUUCAAGUAUGAAAACAAACAUUAUAAAUACAUCAAAUAUAUAAAAAACAACAAUCAAAUAUCCAAGAACUCUAAUUUUGAACCAAUAAAAGACAAACGCCAUGAAAAAAUGGAUAAUGAAAUUAUUGCAACAAACCAAGUAUCUCAUCAUUCUUGGAACAAAGACUGCCCACCUUCUGCAUUGCAAACUAUGGGUGACCGAUUAUUGGAUUGGUUUUCAGUGAUCAUGGCUGAUGCUAAACGCAGACGUACAAAGAAUAAGGGAAAAGCGGUAAAAUUUAUUAAUGGAUGUAAGUGGGAAGUUCGUUGGAUGUACCAACAUCUGGAUUUGGAUUCAGAUGGAAAAUUGUCAUUACAAGAACUCUAUGACUUAGAACAUGAUAAAAAUGAAAUGUGCAUUAAACCUUUCUUAGAUACUUGUGAUACUGAUGGUGACAUUUUUGUGAGCCCUUAUGAAUGGUGUCGAUGUUUUGACAAAACCGAUCGCCCAUGCACAGCUAUUAAACGAAGAAUAUCACCAAAUGCUCUAGGUGUUUAUGUCCCAGCUUGUGAUGCAGAAGGAUACUAUGAACAUACUCAAUGUCAUUCUUCAGUAGGCAUGUGCUGGUGUGUAGAUAAACAUGGUGUAGAAGUGCCUAACUCGCGUGUUCGAGGAAAACCAAAUUGCUCAGCCUUAUGGUAUGGAAAAGAAGAUAACCAAAAAGAUAAAUCAGUGGAUAAUGGUAUAUUAGACAGUGAUACUGAUAUGGAUGAUGAAGAUGGAGACUCAGAAGUAGAAGGCAGCGCAGAUCAGUCUUUGGAAUUUUAAAAAACAAUUCUAUCAUCAAUCACUGAACAACUACUGAACAGUUAUAAUAAAUAAUAUUUUCCAACAAGUAAAGAGCGAACAAAAUUUGUCUAAGUUCAUAAUUAUCAUAACCCUUAACUACAAUGCAGUUUUUAGAUUCAGUGCUUUUUUUUUUUUUUUGAACAAUUUUUAUUAGUAUUAUAAAUUAGGUAUUAUGCUGUGUAUGUGUUCCAAAAUUAACAAAAACAUUUUUUUCUCAAUAGGAUUAACAAUGUUUAUACUCCAGAGUAUUUGGCGUAUUAUAUGUAUUAAUUAUUAUUAUUAACUAACUACUAUAGUAAAUGUACGGUUGUGUGUACUCCCAUUUUAUUUAAUGAAUGUAUUAAAAGUAAAUAUUAUUAGAUAGAUAACAGAUUAUUAAAUUGUAUUCCUCUUCCCCCUUCUACCUUGUGCCAUUUUUUUCACCAAACCCUUCUAACAUGUUAUAUACUUACUUUCAGUAGGUCAUUAUAUUAAUUUUAUAUUCGUUUUUUUUAUACAUUAUAUUUAUGAUUUAUGUUUUAAUUGUAUGAUUUAUAAAAAGU